Spea bombifrons (plains spadefoot toad) is the source of this 678-nucleotide messenger RNA. Its product is annotated as phospholipase A2 inhibitor gamma subunit B-like. The transcript has 6 exons. Bases 17 to 676 code for a protein of 219 amino acids. The record is from RefSeq and is a predicted model, not a curated record. NCBI's taxonomy places the organism in Eukaryota, Metazoa, Chordata, Amphibia, Anura, Pelobatidae.
CGGACCCUCUGCCGCCAUGUCCAGACCCCUCUUACUGUGCGUCCUGCUGGCUGCCGUGACAACAGGCUCCUCGCUGCAGUGCAUGCAGUGCACAGACGUCGCGGGAAAGACCUGCGCCGGGAUAGCCGUGAACUGCGCUCCCACCUCCGACGUGUGCACGUCAACGCUCGUCCAAGACGAGAUCGACACCUCAGACCCAGAAAGCAUGUUUCUUCUCGACGGAUCCCGAAAUAAAACGUCGUACAUGUUUUUAAGGGAUUGCGGGAAUUCUAGCGACUGCAAUAAGGUGGUGAUUUUGAGAACCCCCUAUAACCGAAUGGUGAAAAGCACCCGGUGCUGCAGGUCCAACCUCUGCACCCCCGAAACCCCCAAACCGAUACCGGAAAGCGCACAGAACGGCGUCACGUGUCCCGGCUGCCUCACGGUCACGCAGGAUCGGUGCGAAAAGUACAAGCCGGUGAGCUGCAGGGGCAACGAGCAAAACUGCUUCUCCUUCUCCAGCAAACCCUCCAAAGGAAGUGACGUGUCGUAUGCGUUGAGCGGCUGCGCCUCGCAGUCUGCAUGUAACAUGGAGCUGGAGAUCGGUAAUCAGGUCCAGUGCACCAGCGGGAGUGAAGAUCUGUACCUACCCCUGCUCCUCGUGGCCCUCACCACCUGGAGUCACCUCCUGUACUGAUC